This is a messenger RNA of Porites evermanni, 6135 nucleotides long. The record is from the annotation of a GenBank genome assembly. Lineage: Eukaryota; Metazoa; Cnidaria; Anthozoa; Scleractinia; Poritidae.
GGUCAACCGCUCAAAUGCAACUCCCCGCUAAUUCUUGACCUAGAAAGAAGUCAAUGUCGACCGCCGUGUGACUGGACAACACAGUCGCCAUUAACCCAGAAGAUAUAUUAUGGCGUUGUUGUGAUGGGUUUCUGGCUGGUUCUUAUCGCCACAGUUAUCACGUUCGUUACUUGGGCCAGCAUAAAAACCCUGUAAGUAAACUUUGCCUAGUUGGAAAACUCUUUCCGCUUACUCCUAAUAGUGCUAGCUAACAUACGUUCAUCCUUUCUUGAACCUACUUAAUUUAUAUUAUAUUUUUUUAAAAAAAAAAAGUUACUGCUAGUUUUAAAAGAAAAGAAAAAAUGAUAUGUCUUCGUUCUCAUUCACCUCUCACAGAAGCUAGCGCUCCAGUCGUAAAAAAAAGCCGCCAUCUUUUAAUGUGCGCGCGCUUAUCACUCGUAAAGUUAUGGGGAGUAAGGAUGCGCAAUGCAGGAAUAAUCUUAAAGUUGCUUAGGAGAAUGCGCCACAACCUGCUUGUUGCUUGAUUUUGGGCUUCGAGUUUGAUUUUUAAAUGGUUGAGGGUCGCACUCUCUUGACGUCAUUAACAAUACCCUCUUAACGUUUUUAGCCGCAAGUUUCCACACGUUCUUCGCUUUCACAUCAUGAUUUGCUGUAUUCUGCUCGGUAAGUAAUAUCUAAUGUAAUGUUAUAAGGUCUAAAGAAAAUGGGCCGAAAGUGGAAGAAGUAUUGCUUAAAUUGGGUCUCUAUUAAGAAAGGAAGGUUUUGAAGUACAAUACACUUGUAUUGUAAUGUCACUUUUAAAUACCCCCGGCGUGAUCGUAUUUGCAACAACGUGAACCGAGGCGACAGUUGGAGGCCGCCAAAGAGUGAAGGACUUUCACCAAGAGAUAGCCCGAGAAAAGAGCCGAAAGUUUGCGACGCCUCCACUGUUUUCCGCGCGAAAUGACGUCUGUGGAACAUUCGUAGUAAUUCCAUACUGAUGACGCGUCACUAUUCUGAUCCGGGUAGUGCUUCUAACUGGUUAAAAGAAAAUUUUCUUAGCGGCACGACCAAUGCGGAUCUGGGUAGUGACACGUCAUCAGUAUGGAAUUUCUGCAAUUGGUCCUAAGACGUCAUUUCGCAGGGAAACAAGUAGUGGUGUCAUGAAAUGUCGGCUGUUUUCUCAGGACAACCAAGUGAAUAAUUUGAAGUAAAACGGCGGAAGUGGAGUGUACCAGUUCUCAGGCUACAAGUUAUCUGCUUUUUUCCUCCCCCAGAGGUUGUGCUUGUGUACUAUUCAUAUGGCACAGAUUUUCCUUUUUAUAAAAUAGUAGCAGAAAAUAUGAAGUUCAGCAAUGACAAGUUCCCCAACUCCAGGCAGAACUUUGGUAACAAAUGCCCCAUCGUGGGAACGCAACGCACGUCCUGAUAAAUUCCCGUGUUGAAUAAGCACGCUUGGAAUAUUUUUAAGACUAUCGUAUUAUCCAGUGCAACUUUGCAAUCAGGGUCGUUGAACUUGCUUAAAUACGCCUACGGUUUCUCUUUUCUUUUUUUCUCUUUUAGCUUGCUGCAGGAUGAUUCCCAUUCGAAUUGGACUUGGGAAGACAUUUUGUCGAGAGGAAAAAUAUUGGAAGCUAGGUGGCCACUCCUCGUUCGCUGUUAAACUCCUAGGUAAUUUUCAAACAAUACGUAUUCAGCAGCCUCGCAACGGACUUCUGGUGUCCAAGCAACAACGAUGGCGACGGGCAUCAAAACGACAUCUAAAAAAUGAAUUUGUUUUGUUUCAUUUACCAUCGAUAUUAUUCCACCUCGUUCUUGCAGUAAUUUGUCGAUUAUUUGCGAAUUUUCCUUGAAUCGAUCGCAAGGAACUUAUCCAAGUACAGAUUUUCGUCGUAGGCGUAAAGUGCGGCAACACUCUUUGUAUACGUGGAUGAGAUCCCAUUCGCUACUUAAAAACCGAGGAGUAAACUGGGUCGAGUUAACUUUCGAAAAGACUUUUGGGACUGUUACUGUAACUAUCCCAGAAACGAUUGCGGGACGCAUUUUGGCUCCAGUUUCCUCCUCGUUUCUAAAGUGGUCGAUACUAGGGUGACCACUCAAACAAAGCUUCUUUAGCAGUACUUUAAUUGCAAUAUUUGUUUUUCACCAUUUUACAAAAAAGAUAUCUGGAAAUUUUGCCAAUAGUUGGCUUUGGUCACUGAGUUAAGCACCUCACGAGGCAGUUUGAUCCUCAGCAACUUCCUUGUCUGUAGGGUGAAUUUUUCGUAAGAUUUUUGCCAAGCGAAGCUUGGCCGGAAAGUUACUUUGCGACCUUGGAAUACAAUUCAUGAAAUACCGUGUAAAAUAUCCAACGGCUUUCUAGCCCUCUGUUUGGCUAUAUCCUUCAGACCAUGUGAUAAAACAUGAGGAAAUGUUACGAUUUUUCAAUGUAUAUCUUUCCUUAUUUUUCAGGCGCCACAUCGCAUUAUUUUAGUCUGGCUCAUUCCUUCUGGGCCAUGUGCUUCAUAGUGAAUACUUACGCCGUUAUCGUGCAUGAAAGGCGAGGAGUUUUCAAGCAUCCUAUGAAAUUCCACUUCAUGCAAUCUGUCUUCAGCUGGUUGGGCCCCGUGGGCAUUGUUUUAGGCUGUCUUUUCAUCUCUCCCCCUGGAUACAGGUUUGUGUUCGCGGAUCUUCUGGCCGCUGGAACCGACAGCAUUCAAAUGGCUUACUUCGCUUUCACGCUACCCAUGCAGCUCUCGCUAGGAGUGUCGCUGUGUUUGCUGUGGUCAAUUGUAUGGUGUCUGAGAAAGGUAGUAAAAUUAUUUCUAGUCACAUGUCUUACCUUUCAUUGCCCUGUCAAACAUGACACGAUUGUUACUAAAACUAGGUACAGGGAAAGAGCUCACUGAAGGAAAAAAUUAGAAAUGGACAAAAACAUAGCUUUAAUCCUGGCCCUAUCACUAAACCCAUCGACUAUUUUUAUGUUUUGUAUCCAUUAUUCAUCUCCCGUUCCCCGAGCUCCGUUUCCCGUUUUCCAUAUCCUGCGUACCAAGCGUUCCCAAUCGAGUUAUUGCGCGAACGUUGGAGCGACAGCAAAGGAAAUGAGAUAGACCUCUUUAGCUUGUAUGUUUUGUUUUCUCAAUACAGGUCAUGUGAUAAUAUUCUAGAGAACUGUUUGUUUCAAAUUUCGUCUUAUUCAGGUACAUAAGUACGCAUAAUUUAUGAAAAGAAAAGAGUCAAGUUCCCCUGGGACCUCUAUUGGGAAAACAAAACAUACAAACUUAAGAGGUCUAUUCUCUCGUCCCAACUUUCUCGACGAACUCGCGCGGAAACGCUGGCUUCGCAAGAACAUCCAAUAUUUCACCUUCGUGAUAAGCUUAACGUAGCAUUGCAAUAGAGGGAGAAGUGUGACGUCACGUUACCACGGUAGCAAAAUUUCCGGAUCACGACAAGAGGGAGUUUAAGCAACCACGACGGCGACGGCAACGAAAACAGUUAAAAAGCAAUAAGUUUAUAUCAGCAAAACAACAACUUUGCACGUGCAUCGCGCUUUUUUGUACAUUUCUUAGCCGCUGUUACACGUCUGCGACGUGAAACUCCCUAAUUUCACGCGCUUGCUUUAUAGAGUAGGUAAACCCAACACAAAAAUUUUAUCUUUCUUUUUCUAAACUUAAAUACGGUCCUUUCGGAUUCAACCCCAGCAAAUUUCGCGAAGAUUUGACAAAUUAAAUGAAAUUGAAUAAGAUUGAUAAAGUUUGAAACAGUGCGAAUUCACUUUUUAAGUGAAUUUUCGGGUUCUUGUCAUUCAGAAAUUUUGCUGCCAUGGGAACGUGACGUAACGACUUCUCCUCUAUAUAUCAUGGGUAACAUAACGAGGCCCUCAGCUGGAAGUUCUAAAAGUUUCGUGCUUCUCGGACUCAGACUCCGGCGAGCAAGAACAGAGCGUUUUCACAUGAUUUAGCGUCCGCCAUAUUCGUGUUCCAAAACAAUAAACGGCAGCCAUGUUGCUGUCCCUGUGGUUUUUGAACCCUUUUCUUACGUUAAAACUAGCUCUUUUUUCUGCUCCAAUGAAUUUGCAUAGCUGCUGGUCACGUAUACUGGGAUUCCAUCUCGUCUUGUAUGAUGGCCGCAUGAUACCAUUAGCCUUUAGCUUAGUUCCAUAAAGGGACUCGUAGAUAAAAGCGAUUCCACCGGGAAAACGUUUGAAAUGGAUAGCUGAUAACCUGUACGGCCCUUGAAUGUUAACUAUUGUUACGUGUUCAACUGCUUUCCACUAGCCGCCCAGAUUACGCUAAAACAUUGUUACAGUGGAACCUCGAUAUAAGUAGCCUGCGAACAGCAGAGGCAUUUUCGGUCGUCGCUUCUCUCCCUCCGCUAUUUUUCGGAGGGAGAGAAGCGACGACCGGAAAUGCGUCUGCUGUUCGCAGGCUACGAUACGGGGGACUGGCAAAUUUUGUUCGCUAUAUCGAGGUUCUUUUUCAUAUAUUUGACCAUUACUGGGGUAAAGGAAAUCGUUCGUCAUACCGAGGUCUUCGUUAUUUAGAGGUUCGUUAUAUCGAGGUUCUACUGUAAUCAGCUUGGUGGACACUAAUGGUCGUUUUUUUUUCUUGCCAGGCUCGUUUGGACUCAACUAAACGUGUGAUCCGCGCGAGGGAUGAGCGAGUCUCUAUGAGGCGCGUGGAGCGGCAGUUCAUAAGCAUGGCGGUCGUUAUGCUGUUGUUGGUGGGAAUUGUCUUAACCAUCAACACUGUAAUCCUAUACUGCGUAGGAGGUUUUAUCCACGAUUCCGAAGUUUAUUUUCUUUGUCUACAGGUAACGUAUGACUCCAUCUAAGUCGACGUAACUUCUCAGAUCAAAAACCAUUACGGUCUACAUUUCAAACCAUGAUUACACAGGCGAUUUUUUUGAUGAGAUAUAUGAGAAAUUUCAUAUCGCGAGCGUAAACUUGCGUCGGAUCUCAUGGCAGUUCCCUGUCUCCACGCGGAAAUCGCCUCUAUAGACCAUAACCGAGUCCUUAGCUAGCCUCUAUUUUAAUACGAGGUUAAGAGCUGUGUCUUUGAUAUAGAGGAAUAUAGGCGCGAAUCUAGGAUAAAUACUGACCGAUUGCCUAAACGAGGACCGAAGGCUCAAGUACUAUCUAGCGGGGUCGGGGAGGGCGGGGCGGGGGGGGGGCAGGCUCCCCCAAGAAAUGUUUUGGUUUUAACUCUUAAAGUCCCCUUUCCUGGGUUUUCGCGUCAUUGCGGCAGGAUAUUGCCUAGGUUUAAACUUGGAAAAUGUUUUUAUAAUUAGAAAAAUAUUUAUUAUGAAAAAUCUGACCGAUUUCUGUAAAACGGUGGAAACAGGUGUGGAUCCGCGCUUGACAUAAUCUUCUCUCUCUAGCCCCAUUUUCACGCAGGCUAACGUCUAUAUUUUCCAUGAUGUUAUUUCAACUGCUAUUUUUUCGUACCAAUACAAUGUGAAAAGAUUGUAUAUCUUGUUUUUCAGACAUCGAAAGACUGCAAGUCUCCCAGCUACAACACAGUCUUACCGUUAAUCAAUCUUGUGGCUCCUGGCUUUUUGUGCAUAAUCUUCUUCUUCUUGUUGUUUAUGAACAAAGAUUGCCGUCAGAUAUGGAAGAAUUGCUUCGCAAAAUUCAAAAAGCCCUUUGAGCUUUGUAAACCACCUCCAAACAGACUACGCGCUGAAACGGUUCGUUCAAGGUGCUCUUCAACAUUGACUGUUCUUUCUGAACGCAGAUCUUCUGAGCCUUACAUAAACCAAAAAAUAGACCCCAUCGUGCUGGCAAGAAUACAACAUUCCAAUCGUUUUUCAGAACGUGACGUCAAGAGAUUCUCUUUUGGAGAGAGGAAGCCAAGGUCUUCCACGUUAAGUUUGCCAGCAAGAAAUCAAACGAACACUCUUUCUGGGAGGAGGGAUACACGGAUUGAAAUUCUUUUGACACCUCCCCCUGACGAACUAGACUGUCGACCUCUAAGGACAAAUUCUGUCCCUGUAUUUUUGCUUCACGGACUAGAAUCGCAAGAUACGACCUCAAUCGAGAAUUACAGUGGAGCUACGACAACAAACAGUUCGUGUGUCGACGACGCUUCGGAACGAAGUAUCGGCGAGGAAUUAGAUGCAAAUGGCGAAACAGAAAACUUCAUCCCGAAACUAGAGGAAUGUUCAUCAAAGUUGUAG